AGAUUUGUAAACAGUUUAUUCGGAGAAAUUCCUCACAAAGAUUUUUUUUUGUUAUUAUCACUCGCAAAUUUCUAUUAAAUCUAAACAAAGGAUGAUGUAAUAUAAGAAGAUUGCUGCUCUCAUUUUUGAGAGUUUAAUCGAUCCUUAUAAUUGUAUACUUUUCUCACACUUCAACCUGGCUGAAGCGGAGUCCGAUCCCAAAGGGAUGUCGCGAGUCAGGCACUGACCGCAAUGUUAUUGGUUAUUAUCAUGUCCCACCGAGAAACUGAGAUCUUCCCAAUUGAAUUAGGAAAGGAUUUUUUGAGGGCACUGGUGAAGAGAGUAUAAUUGUGAACACGUAGUAGUCUGACCGUUGGAUACGACAAAUAUAUGGUUUUGUUCUAACACCACAUCGUGCUCUGACCGUCGAAUAUAAUUAUCGGCUGUGACAUUAUGAGAGACCUAACUCUUUUAUAGACCGCACGUGUAAUUGCACUAAUGCAGUCCAGUCAUGUUUAAGAACUAUAUCACGACAUCUAUCGAAAGAUUAUUACACAAUAGCACUAAAACUGUACCGUAUAUCGAUGACAUUGAAUAUGAAAGCAUUUCAACAAAAUGUUGAUCAAGAAAAAUCGACGACAGAAAGAGAGAAUAAGCAGAAAGAAUUAAUCCAAGAAUUAUCGAAUUCCGAGCCGAAAUAUAAAUGGAAUAUUGUUUGGAAAAAUGUGAUUGUAUUUAUCUAUUUUCAUCUUGGAGGUAUAUAUGGAUUUUAUCUUUGGACUAACGGAAUCAAGACAUAUACAAUUUUAUGGUCAAUUUUCGUGGAAUUUUUUGCCAUCAUGGGCAUUACAGCUGGAGCCCAUAGAUUAUGGUCACAUAGAAGUUACAAAGCGAAAUGGCCCUUACGUUUAGUGUUGAUGCUUCUUCAAACAACAUCUUAUCAGAAUCACAUUUAUGAAUGGGUAAGGGAUCAUAGAGCUCAUCACAAAUUCACUGAUACUGAUGCGGAUCCUCAUAACUCCCGACGAGGAUUUUUUUUCUCUCAUAUAGGUUGGUUAAUGGUCCGAAAGCAUCCGGAUAUAUUUAAAAAAGGUGCUACUAUUGAUUUAAGUGAUUUGGAAAAAGAUCCUAUUGUCGUUUGGCAAAAAAGAUUGUAUGUCGUGCUGAUGCCCCUUUUGUGCUUUGUGAUCCCUACAUGGGUACCCUACUAUUUUUGGAAUGAAAAAUUUACAUAUUCCUGGUACAGCAAUUUAGCAAGAUACGUUUUUUCUUUGAACGUAACAUGGAUGGUAAACUCUGCUGCUCAUAUAUGGGGCAUGAAACCAUAUGACAUGAACAUUUGUCCAGUAGAAAACAAAAUUGUAUCUAUAUUUGCAUAUGGUGAGGGAUGGCAUAAUUAUCAUCAUGUAUUCCCGUGGGACUAUAAAACUAGUGAAUUUGGUACCUAUAAUACCAAUUUUACCACUGCGUUCAUCGAUUUCUGUGCUCGAUUGGGAUUGGCAUACGACUUGAAAACUGUUCCCGAUGAAGUAAUUAGAAAACGAGCAGCUAGAACUGGAGACGGAUCGAGAUAUGAUAAAAAGGAAGCUGUUCAUUACUACAAUCUCGAAGAUAUGAAAUGGGGUUGGGGCGAUGUAGAUAUGAAGCCUGAAGAAAUCCAGGAAGUCAGCGUAUACCAUAAGAGUGAUUAAUCAAUCGCUUUAUUGAUAUUAUUAGAUGGUAUAAAUGAAUGAUCGAUCUUCUCGCAGAUGAGAAUAAUUAUUAAUUGAGAAGAUUGAUAAUUAAUUUUUUACAAUGUUUUAAUAUAUUAUAAUAUAUUAUAUUAUAUAUGUAUUAUAAUACGUUAUAAUGUAUUAUAAUAUAUUAUUAUUAUUAUAAAUAUUAUUAGUAGUUUGUCAUUAUAUCUAUAAAAGUUGGUUCUUUGAUUGAUAUAGUCUGAUUAGUAGUUGUUGAUAGUCUGAUUUUUAAUUUUAAUUGAAUUUUUCGUAAUUUUGAUCAUUUAUUAAAAAUUCAACAAACUUAACAAAAUGAAUAUAAAUUUGAUUCGAAUGACAC
Molecule: messenger RNA, 2034 nt
Organism: Apis laboriosa (Himalayan honeybee)
Lineage: Eukaryota; Metazoa; Arthropoda; Insecta; Hymenoptera; Apidae
Product: acyl-CoA Delta-9 desaturase-like
Exons: 8
Coding region: 564-1670 (368 amino acids)
Biological process (GO): unsaturated fatty acid biosynthetic process
Cellular component (GO): endoplasmic reticulum membrane
Molecular function (GO): stearoyl-CoA 9-desaturase activity; iron ion binding
Source: RefSeq, a predicted model, not a curated record